Molecule: messenger RNA, 381 nt
Organism: Naegleria gruberi
Lineage: Eukaryota; Heterolobosea; Eutetramitea; Acrasida; Naegleriidae
Exons: 1
Coding region: 1-381 (126 amino acids)
Source: RefSeq, a predicted model, not a curated record
AUGUAUGAAUUAUUCUUUGAGGAAAACCCAUAUUUGAAUGAGGAUUCAAAAAAAAUUCAUUUCUUUUCAAAUGGAAAAUCAUGGAAUUUUGGAUUGAAUAACAGUAAUAAUGGAUUAAAUAUUAUUUUCAAGGUGGCAAAGGAAGGUUUAAGACCACUUGUCCCUUUUGAAAACAGGAAUGAGCUAUCACAAUGGGCGGAUAUUUAUCUUUUUAAUAAUUAUACAAACCUUUCAGAUGAACAAAAGAAACAAAUACUUGAUGGUGUAGAGUUGUUUGUAAGCUUGAUGGAAAAAUGUUGGUCUCAAGAUCCAAGUGGCAGACCAAAGUUUUCAGAAAUCUUUAAUGAUCUGAAAAAGAUCAAAAAAUAUUUCCAACAGUAA